GCCGCUCUCCCCGGAAGAGUGUCCCCUGUCGAGCAUCUGAUUUCCACCACCCGAGGAAGACAUGCUAUUGUCCCUUUACAGUGUUCUGCCAGGGCAAAAUGGCAUUUGAAUCUGACACUGAUGUUCUUCUCUACAAAAAUGAUGAGAUUGGAAUAUUGUGCAGCGGUGAUGUAUACUGUUAUACCAGACUACUGACAGAGUUCCAGAGUCUGAAUGCCAACAGCAUGUCUACUCCCCUUUCGGCAAAGCAGCAAAGACAGAUCCAGCAGCUCUGUGCAAAACGACUACGACGGAUGCCAGUACAGUAUGUUCUUGGUGAAUGGGACUUCCGAGAUCUGACACUGAAGAUGAAGCCUCCAGUUUUCAUUCCUCGACCAGAGACAGAGGCAAGUUGUUAGAAAGGGAAGGUUGCAGCUGUUUUCUACAUGCAUAUAAGUGCCUGCAACCUUCUAUUCUGAAGGAAGCACAAUGGUGGUCAGCUGUUAAGAAGCUUCAGGGAACAUAAAUGGGAACAGGAGGUUCUUGACUUUGCCUUCUCACCUUAAUAAUCAGGGUGCCAAAUCCUUCGUUGCUAAAUGGAGCUUAAAAGUACAGUAAUAGCCCAACACAAAACUGGCAAUCAGUUGAUAUUACUUUCCAGGCCAGGUUCCCGUUGUCACAGAGCUCCAGCCUGCCCACCCAGUUUUUAAACAAGUAAUUAUCCUGUGUGAUGCAAGCAGGG
This is a messenger RNA of Python bivittatus (Burmese python), 721 nucleotides long. Lineage: Eukaryota; Metazoa; Chordata; Lepidosauria; Squamata; Pythonidae. The record is from RefSeq and is a predicted model, not a curated record.